Fusarium mangiferae is the source of this 933-nucleotide messenger RNA. RefSeq lists its product as uncharacterized. Gene Ontology annotation, cellular component: mitochondrion. Bases 1 to 933 code for a protein of 310 amino acids. The record is from RefSeq and is a predicted model, not a curated record. NCBI's taxonomy places the organism in Eukaryota, Fungi, Ascomycota, Sordariomycetes, Hypocreales, Nectriaceae. Gene Ontology annotation, molecular function: tricarboxylate secondary active transmembrane transporter activity. Gene Ontology annotation, biological process: mitochondrial citrate transmembrane transport; alpha-ketoglutarate transport. The transcript has 6 exons.
AUGGCUGCCACCGCAAUCGUACCACUCACCUUGAAUCAAACCCAAUCGACCCGUAAGCCAAUUUCAUGGAGUAAUCUGGUGGUUGGGGCCUCGAUGAACAUUUUCCAAGUCACUUCCUUGGGUCAACCAAUGGAAGUCGUAAAAACACAUGUCGCGGCAAACAGGAAAGAUAACCUACGUACGGCUAUCAGCAAGACAUGGGCUCGUGGAGGGGUUCGGGCGUUCUACCAAGGGCUCAUUCCCUGGGCCUGGAUCGAAUGUUCGACAAAGGGAUCCAUUCUUUUCCUAGCCUCAAACGAAGUCGAGUACUAUUCCAAGACCGUAUUCGGAGCAUCCCCGGCGAUAGCCGGUGCAUUAGGUGGCGUCGCUGGCGGUGCAGCUCAGUCCUAUCUGACAAUGGGCAUGACAACUUGCAUGAAGACCGUGGAGGUCACAAGGCCAAAGAAUGUUCAACCUGGUGUCCGCGUCCCUGGUACAAUGGAGAUCUUUCUUGACAUCUUACGCAAGGAAGGCAUCCGUGGUGUUAAUCGAGGUGUCAAUGCUGUCGCUUUACGACAAAUUAGUGGAUGGGCAUCUCGAAUUGGUAUCGCAAGAUUUGCUGAAGACCAAAUACGAAGCUUGCAAUCAAAACCUGCAGACGCAAAGCUUAGCUUCUGGGAGAAGAUUGCCGCUUCAACUGUAGGAGGAGCGCUGAGCUGUUGGAACCAGCCUUUUGAAGUUCUUCGUGUGGAGAUGCAGUCACUAGUUUCUAAGCAGAGCAUCACAUCAAAGCCAACUAUGACGUCUGCAGCCAAACAUAUCUUGGCCACCUCGGGUCCAUUGGGCUUUUUCAGAGGUGUUGUACCCCGAAUCGGUGUAGCGGCCUGGGCCACAAUCUGCAUGGUGGGUUUUGGUGAUAUUGCCAAGGAGUACAUUAAGGGAUUAAGGUCAUAA